AUGUCGAUUCAUAGUCAAAGCCCAAAAUAUCAAACUCAACCCAGGCUAUUAUGGCACGGUCGGUUCCGGCCGGAAUCCGGCGGCAAGGAACUUGCUGGAAUCGGCGAAAACUAUGCCAGAAUGGAGAAGAGCUGUACCGGAACCGACUCAGAUUUCAACGGAUCCAGUCGCCGGAAUGAUCGACUUGGUAAAAAACGAGUCCAUCACUUAACAUAUCUGCCUAUAAUUGUACGCGGACAAACAGUUCAUGUUUCUAUUAAACAUAUUAUAUGUACCAGCAAAAAUCAAUAUCUCAAACGACUAAAACUACUAUUAUUUCUACAAAUUAAAAAAAUACUGCAAAUAAAAAUCAGACAAUCAAUCAAUUACGUAUUUCAUUUAAAUAUGAACAUCACCUAUUUACCAAAGAUUUACACGCGUAUUGGUGAUCGGGGUACAUCUGCUUUGCUAGGUUCGGGUUCAAAUCGUGUCUCAAAAGAAUCAUUCGGAGCAUUAGUAAUUGCGAUUUACGUUUAUACGAUUCUGCGUGUACGACAAGAAACGUUUUUGGAUGAUUUCAGUAUCCCUGAACCACCGCCACAAAAGAAGGCUGUCGAACUUGACUAA
Adineta ricciae is the source of this 606-nucleotide messenger RNA. The record is from the annotation of a GenBank genome assembly. Lineage: Eukaryota; Metazoa; Rotifera; Eurotatoria; Adinetida; Adinetidae.